This is a messenger RNA of Spirometra erinaceieuropaei, 7368 nucleotides long. The record is from the annotation of a GenBank genome assembly. Lineage: Eukaryota; Metazoa; Platyhelminthes; Cestoda; Diphyllobothriidea; Diphyllobothriidae.
AUGAUUGCCGUUCUGUUGACCAUCACCACCGAAACCACCACCACCACCACCACCACCACCACCACCACCACCACCACAACAGCCACCACCACCACCAACACCAACACCACCAUCACCGCCACCACCAGCAUCAACUGCACCACUACUGUCAUGGGCAACGUUAAUAUUAUAUAGCACCUUUUCUGUUACGUCUCCUUUGUUUAUAUGAUACUCUGAGUGGCUCCUACACAUUCUUUGUUGCUCUUUCUUGUGCACGCGUGUGUGCGUGGUCAGGUUUUCUGUUAAAAGUUUGCUGCUAAAAGUAGGCACGGCCUUGCUCUCCCGCGAAGCUGUGCCCGGUGCCUACCUGCCCCUCGCAGACCUCAAUGUGACGAGGUUUCACCUACCGCUGUCGCCCCUAUUCCCACGUGACAUCUGAUAUGAAUCACUUAUGCCACCACCAUCGCUUUUUUUUUCUCCUCUUCAUAUCCCUCUGUGUCUCUCCCUCUCCUGGGGGAUUGGGCAUAAAGGGAAUAGCGGGGACCAACUCAUUUAUGACUUAAAUGGCCCUCGUAAAGAUUAGUCAUCGGGACCGAUAAUGUGCGAUGUCCAACAGCGUGCCAGCAGCUGCCCUUGCCGAGAGGAAGUGACUCGAUGACGCCCUGGCUGAUAGGCACCGCCUCCUCCCCCCCCCCCGGUGGCGCAAGUAACCACUGUGUGCCAUCGAUAUCGCCGAUUUUAAAACAGUGUGUGGAAGCUCGCGAAAGGCCAUCUAAGGGGACUCCAGUAGGAACGAUAACUCGUCAGGGUUGGUAGCCUUUCUGUGAUAUUCAUUUUAGUCUCUUAUGUUUUGUCUUCUACUUACUUUUCGGUCAGAUGUGGUUACGUAGCCCCACGUGAAGUAAACAAACCCCAGUCACCUGUAAUACGGGACCGCCGAUAAUAGGGCAUUUACAGGUAGGGCCAGGAAACGCACGGACGACGAAAUGAAGUAGCUGUAGGCAAAAUAAAAGUCUUCGGGAACACACGGUUGUACUUUGAGUGGAGGGGAAAUAGUUGCCCUAAACCAUAACACUAACCCCCAACCAUAACCCCUAACCCUAACACCUAACCAUAGCCUCUAACACCUAACCUCAACCCCGAACCCCAACCCCAAUAGUAUUGUGCUCAUCAGGUGGGACUACAAAACCGCAUCUGGCUCUAGUGCAACUUUUUGUUAUUAGUAGUGGCACUACUAAUACUACUUCUACUACCACUUUGAAGGCAGCUAUGAUGCCACUAUUGUCACUUCGAAUUCUAAUAUUGCUAUUAUCACUACUGUUAUCUUCUAUCGAACAAGAUUAGGCAUUCUUCUGCGAACUUCUAUCUGACCUACGUGCAUGUUGUUCCCCAACUCCUUGGUCCGUCUCCCCCCACCCACCUGAGCUACACUUUGAUUAGUCGGCUCUUGGCUUCGACCUGGAGAACGAGGGUUACCCUUGUUGCUUUAAACCCUUCCUACACACGCGUGUAACCCGCGCUCACAAACGCACGUCUUUUGCUGGCCACAGUCGGGCGUUAGAUUCGAUGGAUUCCUUUGCUCUGAGUACAGGUAUCCACUAUUGAGUUUCGUACUUUGUUUAUUCCUGAUUUUGUCUUAGUAACGCCGCACCAAACCCAGCUGCGGUUUUCAUUUUUAUCCGACGUACGCGUUACUCAAAGGUACCAAAUUGGCGGUAUAACUGUUACCACAACCAAUUCUUCUGUUGGCUUCUUCCUUGUCUUCGCUCUUUCAUCUUUUUGGAUUCUUCUUCUUCUCCAUCCUCUUUUAGUUCUCCUACUUCCUUUCUCCUUUUUACUCUUCUAUUGCUACUGAUGAUACUACCAGUUCAACCAUGACUCCUUAUGCCACUAGGGCACCAACAGUUUCAUUUCUGCCAACACUACCAGGACAACUAUUUGUGCCGCAAUAAUCAGUGGAAUUGCUACUACUACUACUACUACUACUACUACUACUACUACUACUACUACUACUACUAAUAAUAAUAAUAAUAAUAAUAAUAAUAAUAAUAAUCAUACUACUACUACUACUACUUAUACUACUACUACUACUAUUACUUCUAUUACUACUACUACUACUACCACUACUACCACUACUACUAAUACUAGUCUCACUACUACUGCUAAUACCAUUAAAACUAAGAUUGCUACUACUGAUAGCAGCGAAUGCGGCAAGGGCGCAGUACGCGACCCCGCCCAGGGAAGGAAAACUAGGUCAUCAUGGCAUGUUGCGUCCUCGCGUUUUUUUAUAACUGACGCUUCUGCGCUCUCGUAACCAGAUGGAAUGUAACCUAUUUCUUUUGUGAAAACAAACUGGGAACACUGCGAAAAUGCUCAACUUUUACUUGCCCUGCCAAGCACCUUGAUACCCUCAUCAUGCUUGGGGGAUCGGGUUCUUGGUACAUGCGCUCAUUUGUAGGUAGCUGUAGAGAAAUUUAUAGUACGACGGCACAAUGUGACACUUCAACAUUUAUCCGUCUAUUUACCUACUGUCUCGCUCUCCUUUCAACCAUUUAGCCCCAACCCCAAAACCUAUAUUGCAUGAUGACCUGGUUUUGUUCCUCGAGUGGGGUCGCAUUCUUGCCAAUAAUGCUACUACUUAUACUGCUGCUGUCUCCGUUGACGUUGAUACGACUACUGCUGACAUCAUUAUCACUACUAUUACUGCUAAUGCUACUGGUACUGCUACUAUUACUACCACUACUUCCAAAACCUCAGCUGAUGGGACAUGCUCAGAGUUCGCUGGUGAUGCAGAUAGUUCAUAUAUGCGACCGGAAGCACUGAUUUCAAAACCGCGUCGUGGGACAUAAAAACCGCCGGCACCACAGUUAGAGUAUCGUUGCCGACGAUUUCCACCGUGUGCUCCACAGCGUGGUGAAGCAGGAACGGUGACUUGUGCGUGAAUUAGUUUAUAGUGAGAGUGGACUUGCACAGCAUCUGCCUCACUCUCUCCUCCUCCCCCACCUGGACCCGGCGUCAACACAAAGUCAAAAAGACUGGAGGCGAGGGAGGACGCAGGUGGAUGGCACGAUCGCGCCCGCACCUUGGCGCUCUACUCCACAACCUCUGGUCCACACAACAAAUGACCAGGAUUUUGACCAACAACAACAACAACGGGGAGGGCUGCAGGGGUCCCAAUGUGCGCGACUUUUGCCGGCAACUGGGUCUGCAACAGCACCCGCCCCCCCCCCCCCCGAGGUGUUGGCAGUUUUUAUGGUGCGCAUCCCAAUACGCUCCCCUGUAGGUCCAGUGGCUCGUUGGGGGACGCCAAACUCAAACAGGAGCGACAACACAACUAAGUUGGCAGAAAUGAAACAUGGCCGUAAAGUUUAUUGCACCGACAGCGAACUAGCGGCUUUACGUUAAGGAUAUCCUCAGGGGUCUCAGACAACGCAGCUGACAAGACGCCAACUAAUCACACGGCCUGUCUCUUUUCAAUCGUCCUACGGUCAUGAAGUUCGGUUUUGUUUGAAAAUCUGCACCUGCACAGCUAGCAACUGGGCCUGACAUUCGUUUGUAACAACUGCCAAACAGCGACGGCUCGUAUCUGUGCAACAGACUGAGAGGAAUCUAAUCACCAGGUUCCUGACAAAACGGACUGCCGGUGUUUCGAUCCGAUUGGCGAGAGCAGAUUUCAUGUUAUGCUUAAACAUUCGCCGUUGCAGUCGACAGAACUUGUGGGCCUGUUCUUAGGUGACACAACUGAACGUGAGUAGAAAGUGGGUCAGACGUGGUUAUGUAGCAAUAGGGGUUAUUACAGGUGGGGCCGGGGAACGACGGGCGACGAGGUCAAGUAGUCGUAUGCAAAAGAGAAGUUAUUGGGAAUUCGCGGUUGUACUUUGAGUGGUUGAGAAAUAGUUACCCUAACCCCUAAUUCUAGUCCCUAACUCUAACGCCUGACUAUAACCCCUGAUCGUAACCCCCAACCCUAAUCCUUAAUCCCAGCCCAACCAGCAUUGUGUCCAUCAGGUGGAGCUUCAUAACCACUUCUUAGCAAAAAAUUUUUAGUAAAUUUGCCCUCAAAGGCGACAGUCCAUGGCGCAGUUAUUUAAUCUGUGGUCAUCUACCCGGUCUCUAGGCGACCAUGUAGAUCGAGAAAAUUAAGUGAUUUUAUUAGGCAAUCAUUCGAUAGGCGUGGUCUUUCUCCUUCAUGUCAGCGCAUUUAGUCUGGCAUUGCAUUCAAGAGCAGUCAGAAUGAACGCUGUGGCAAAACAGCAAAGUGGACUGUGAGAAACGUCAGGUAGGUUAAGUGUGUAAGUCCUCUCCAAGCGACACUAGGAUUUACCAAAGCCUACUACAUUUCGAAGUCUCUCAAGACACUGUUUUGUCACUUCGUCCUCAUCGUCACGAAGUACUCUACCCCCCCCCUGCCUCCUCUGGCUUGGAGGUGCGGAAGAUUACUCCUGACAGGUGUGUGUGUGUGUGUUCCCGUGCGAUCGAAUGAUGACUCACUUUUAACAAGUGGCCGGUCACUCAAGAAACGACGGAGGAUUUCCACACAACUUACAGGCUGAGCGACAGUGUGUGUGUGUGGUCUGUGGGAACAUUGUCGCUUCAAAGAUGUUCCGACUUUCUUCCGCUUGACGCUGCUACUGAUGACCUUAUCACAUUCCUGAGAUAGGAUGCAGUAAGCUAAGGGUGUCGCUCGUGGGUCAGACGAUCACAAUUUGUUGCCACCAAGGGGGAGCGUGCUGACUUCUACUUGCAUUUUGGUGUUCCAUUGCCAGACAUGUUUCCACCGGAAACAAGACAACCAGACCGUAGUGUCCGGCGAUAUCCACAAUGCGCUUCAAAGCAGAGUGAAGACAGGGACGGCGACUUGCACGUGAGUUCGUUUGUAACGAUAUUAUACUUGAACAGCAUCUACCGCUACCUCUCUCUGUCUCUCUCUUCCUCAUUUGGACGCGGUAAGAAGAGAGAAUCAAGAAAACCGGAGUCAGGAGGGGGCGCAGGUGCCGUUCAGGAGGCCGCCAUCAGCAGCAAUAUUGUUGGAGUAAACUCGUGCAAAUGAUCACCAGCCGCAUCUCCAGCAUAAUCACCAGGAAAGAGGUGUCAGUUCCAACCUAUCCCCACUGGUGACUCGCCUUCACAUCACGCAUCGGCUUGAUGGGUCCCUUGCGGACCCAUCUACCAUGCACACCCGUCACGCACUCACACGCACACACCGUACCGGAAACCGCAAUGGUCCAUCCGACCGUAUGCGCAUACACGACAAACUCCAGUAAAGCUACACGUUUCAGACCACGCCAAAACACCUCAGCCAGCGCAAGCCCCACGCAAGGCCCAGAGGACCUACGCGGGAAUUCGUUGAGGUAGACUUGCGCAACAUCCACCGCAGCCUCCAGUCCACCACCCAUCCUGCUUUGAUGACAACACACUGCUAAGACUCUAAAAAGAUGAGCGCGAGCACAGAGGCAAACAGUGCUAUACAGUCCGUCUACGCUUGCCGCACAGGAUCUUCUCCCCACUCCAAGUGCACCAGUCUACUGUGAAGGCGAACCGGGUCUCACCUUGACGAAAAUGUCACGAAGACUGCAUUAAGGAGGAGCCAUUGCAAUCCGACUAUCCAUCCUGACAGGAUCGAGUUAUCCCGUCAAUUGGCAACAUCGCCUGUCAGGACUCUUUGGGCAUCGCGAUAGAUCCGAACGCCUCAGCAUUAUUGUAAGUGAGGAACGAGCUGGAGUGCCGUGGAGCUGGAUUCACCAGUGCCGACUUCCCCUUUCCUAUCCCCUCCCUCCUGCGCACCAGUCGACUGUCCAACCAACUGUCAACUAACUAUUUAUGCGAUUGGGGAUGGUGGCUGGCGCAGCGAGGAGGCCUGCGUGCAGGGUAAUCAUUAGCGCCUUGCACCGAGUUAGCUCAACCAGAUAAACGCGUGCCGUGAGCAGGGCUGGCUCCGCUUGGAACCAUCACACCUGUAGUGCAGUCCCUUUUGGGGUCACACUUCAGUAACACUAUAACUCACUGCUGCACGGACAUACUUCUAGAUCCCCUCAAGCAAACACCGCAUUUGAUCAUAAUUUCGUAACUCAAACAAAGCGAAGUCAUUCACCCUCGUCACCUAUGUAAAAUUAACGACCAACAAUUCAGGAGGGAGAGAGAGUGAACUCAAUAGGACAGAUCUGGUCAGCUGACUAUUUAUGCGAUUGCGCAUGGUGGCUGGCGCGGCAAGGCGUGUCACACACACGUGUACGGCAAUCGUUAGUGCCUCGCAUGGAGCUAGCGCAGCCCGGUAAACGCGUUUGGGAUCAGCAAACUCGCAAUGCAGUCGCUUUUGGGUCCACACUUCAGUCACGCUGCAUUAAGGAGGAGCCAUUGCAUUCUGACUAUCCGUACUGACAGGAUCGAGUUAUUCUGUCAGUUGGCAACAUCUCCUGACAUGACUCCUAGCGCGUCGCGAUACAUUCGAACGCCUCAGCCUAAUUGCAAGUGAGGGGUGGACUGGAGUGUCGUGGGGCUGGAUUCCCCGGUGCUGACUUCCGCCUUUCCUAUCCCCUCCCUCCCGUGCACCAGUCGACUGUCCAACCAACUGCCAACUGACUAUUUAUGCGAUUGCGCAUUGUGGCUGGCGUGGCGAGAAGGCCUGCGUGCAGGGUAAUCAUUAGCGCCUCGCACCGAGUUAGCGCAACCAGAUAAACGCGCGCCAUGGGCCGGUCUGGCCCCGCUUGGAACCAGCACACCUGCAGUGCAGUCCCUUUUGUGGCUAAAUUUCAGCAACGCUACAACUUACUGCUGCACGGCCAUACUUCUAGAUUACCUCAAGUAAACACCGCAUUUGAUCAUAACUUCAGAAAUCAAACAAGACGAAGGCGUUCCCCAUAGUCACCCAUGUAAAAUUAACGACAAACAGUCCAGGAGGGGAGAGAGAGAGAGUGAACGUAAUAGGACAGAUGUGGUUGAACUUGUUGUUCGCAGCACCCGUUUCUGACUCCAUACAGAUAGCUUUUCAAGUUAUAGAAGGCGCAAGUGGACUAAAUAAUUUCAAUCCGUUUAAACAGUCAUUUUAUGUUAUUCGGAGUGUAUAAAUUUUCAAUAGUGACUUAACCACCUUUUUUUCCUUGGAGGGCACAUGACCCUAUCCGUUUGUUAACACUUCCGCUCUCAUUUCUGUCUUCGAAAUGGUUCCUAGCAUACUUCGAGGCGUGACCUUACCCACCCCAUGGGUUGUCUUCCGAUCGAGGUUAACUUGAGCCAGUCAGCGGACACCAAAUGGUUGACUGACCACAAACCCACUGCUCUCGUCUCCCUUCGAACAAUCAGCGCUGGCGUGGCCAUCCCAACCUUCAGACUGUCCUAUCAGCUGACAAGCCACCGCCGCCGCCACCACCACCACCACCACCACCACCAUGA